UAAUAAUAAUGACAGUUUAUUUAAAAAUCAAAAAGACAAAAAAGAGAACGAAUCAAUAGAAGCCGAAAAUAUUCCCAUUGUUGUUGACAAUGAAGUACUUGAAUCAUUAAUGAAAGAAAUGAUUGUGGGCUCCGUUAAAUACAUGAUUGGCUCGUUUGAUGUUGAAAAAGCGUUGGUAGAGUGGAAGGAAAAAAAGGAACGGCCUUGCAAUGAUUUAGCGUAUUAUGAUAUUCUAGAUAUAACACCAGGAAGCAACGAUAUGAUUAGAAUUAGCGAUUUUAAAAGGGCCGUUAAUGAAUAUUUUAUAUUAACAAGAGAAGAUUCUUCCAAAAAAUAUUUAUGGGACUAUUCAUAUUUACUAUUAAAUUCAAUUGAAAGAGAUAAUGAAUUAUUGAAAGAUAGUUUAUCAGAAAGGCACUACAGAGAAUCCUUUUUUACUACAAUGAUGUCUAGUUUAUUUCAUGAUUAUACUCAAGAUAUGGCAACAUUUUAG
Molecule: messenger RNA, 493 nt
Organism: Entrophospora sp. SA101
Lineage: Eukaryota; Fungi; Glomeromycota; Glomeromycetes; Entrophosporales; Entrophosporaceae
Source: the annotation of a GenBank genome assembly